Molecule: messenger RNA, 639 nt
Organism: Hibiscus syriacus
Lineage: Eukaryota; Viridiplantae; Streptophyta; Magnoliopsida; Malvales; Malvaceae
Product: origin of replication complex subunit 6-like
Exons: 6
Coding region: 79-639 (186 amino acids)
Biological process (GO): DNA replication initiation; DNA replication
Cellular component (GO): nuclear origin of replication recognition complex
Molecular function (GO): DNA binding
Source: RefSeq, a predicted model, not a curated record
AGCACAGGUUUACUUCUCCGAUUUUCCAUGGAAUCAAAAAAGAAUUAAAGCAAAUCCAAUAACGGGUUCGAGUCCAAUAUGGAUCUUUCAGAUAUAGCGGGAAAGCUUGGUCUCCCACAACACAAGAUGCUGGUCCGAAAAGCGGCGGAGCUCCGGCGCCUCUGUGAUGUCCAGUUCGAUUCCUCCAUUAUCCGCGUCGGAGAGGUUUGUAAAGCUGUAAUAUGCUUAGAAAUUGCUGCUACGAGGUUUGGGGAGAUUAUAUUUGAUAGGCAAAAGGCUGUCAAAUUAAGUGGAAUGUCAGAAAAGGCUUACGCUAGAUUUUUCAAUUCCUUGAAGAAUGGUCUAAAUAUCAAAACAACGUUGUAUAUUAGAGAAUUGGGGAUUCAAUUUGGAUGCGUUAGGCUGAUUCCUUUUGUGAAGAAGGGUUUAUCUCUCUACAAGGACCGGUUUAUGGCAUCACUGCCUUCUUCCAGGCAGGCAAGUGCAGACUUCACCAGACCAGUGUUUACUGCUGUGUCAUUUUACUUGUGUGCUAAAAAACACAAGCUGAAGAUAGACAAGGUUAGGUUGAUUGAGGUUUGUGGCACCUCUGAAUCUGAAUUUUCUUGUGUAAGCAACAUGGUUUUUCCCUACAUGUAA